GCAUAACGUAUAAAUUACACACAAAACAUCAACGAGCUCGAUCGUAGGUGGCAUUUGUUUUAUAAUUUUCCAAGUAAAUUAUAAUAAUUUAAACAUCCAAGACCUUUUUCCCUCCGCUCACUCAUUCAUAAGUAAGAUGAGUCAUCUUUCUUCAGCUCCCGAUGAUGCGGCCACAACAUCAUCACCAGAGCUCAAGGACAACACGGUUGUCCCUGCCGCUCUGAGUCCGCAUUUUUCCAGCGGGUCAACGCAUAAACAAGCGGCCGCAAUGGAGCCCUCUCCCACGGCGAUGCGGUGCAGGGUCGGCCUGGCCGUGACCGGUAUCUCGCUCGGUGUGCUGGUCCUUCUCGUGUUUUUGGCCGUGGCGGAUUUCAGGAAUUAUCACAUCGCGUGUUGGGGAUUGGCAAGUGGAAUCUUUGCUGUUUUUACCCUUAUCGUCCACAUUCAGCAUCUGAAGGGAAACCAUGACGACUGGUUGAAUCGUCUGAAACUGCCCAUCAUUCUUGGAUUCUUUGUACAACUCGGAACGAUACCUGCAUUCAUCACCUACAUUGUCUUAGCAAUCGUACAAAACCAAUCUGUUAUGCCACUGAACGGACCUCACCAUGGUUACUACGUCACAGCUGUUUGGGUAUUCAUGACUUGGAAAUGGUCUUUCGCGCUCUUCUGGUAUUCAAAAAGCUACCGACGAUUUUACAUCACUAAAUAUGUGUCCAUUCCCUGAAAAAAAA
Molecule: messenger RNA, 731 nt
Organism: Patiria miniata (bat star)
Lineage: Eukaryota; Metazoa; Echinodermata; Asteroidea; Valvatida; Asterinidae
Product: heme transporter hrg1-B-like
Exons: 3
Coding region: 137-724 (195 amino acids)
Biological process (GO): heme transport
Cellular component (GO): lysosomal membrane; plasma membrane
Molecular function (GO): heme transmembrane transporter activity; heme binding
Source: RefSeq, a predicted model, not a curated record